Messenger RNA from Cheilinus undulatus (humphead wrasse), 2458 nucleotides. RefSeq names its product transmembrane 9 superfamily member 2 (gene tm9sf2). The transcript has 17 exons. Gene Ontology annotation, biological process: protein localization to membrane. Lineage: Eukaryota; Metazoa; Chordata; Actinopteri; Labriformes; Labridae. Bases 123 to 2060 code for a protein of 645 amino acids. Gene Ontology annotation, cellular component: membrane. The record is from RefSeq and is a predicted model, not a curated record.
GUCCUUGCUAGCUGGGGACCCGGAUGCUGGUGGUGUAGCUGUAUGGAUGUCUCCAGCAGUUCCGACCAAGAGUAGAGGCGUUUGACUGACUAGAUACUUGGAGGAGACGGUCUGGUGUGAAGAUGUUGCUUUGGCUGCUGGGAGCUGCGUUGGUAGCUCGAGCGGCUGGCUUCUACCUCCCGGGUCUCGCUCCGGUCAGCUUCUGUGAGCCUGGCAAAGACAAAGUGCCAGACUGUAAGUCGACCAUUGAGCUGUUUGUGAACAGGCUGGAUUCUGUGGAGUCAGUUUUGCCUUAUGAAUACACAGCGUUUGACUUCUGCUCAGAGGAAACAGAGAAACGUCCAUCAGAAAACCUUGGCCAGGUGCUUUUUGGGGAGAGAAUUGAACCUUCGCCGUACAAGUUUGAAUUUAUGAAACGUGCACAAUGUCAGAAGGUGUGCACCAGAACCUAUGACACUGGCGUCCAGGCAGACAGAGCCAAACUGGACUUCCUCAAGAAAGGCAUGCUACUCAACUACCAGCAUCACUGGAUUGUGGACAACAUGCCGGUCACCUGGUGCUAUGAUGUUGAAGAUGGACAGAAGUUCUGUAACCCGGGUUUCCCCAUUGGCUGUUAUGUAACAGAAGCAGGCCGACCAAAAGAUGCAUGCGUGGUCAAUUCUAACUUCAAUGAAAAGGAUGCUUUUUACAUCUUCAACCAUGUGGACAUCACCAUCUACUACCACGUUGUUGAGCAUGAGCAGCUUGGAGCACGGCUGGUUGCUGCAAAGAUUGACCCCAAAAGCUAUGAAAACCCCAAUGAUGGCAGUCCAGAUUGUUCUGGAGGACCAAAGUUCCUGAAAAACAAACAUGAAGGCGUCUUCAAAAUCCCGUAUACCUACACCAUUGACUUUAAGGAAGACAAGAGUAUCCGCUGGGCGUCUAGAUGGGACUACAUCCUGGAGUCAAUGCCUCACACCAACAUCCAGUGGUUCAGCAUUAUGAACUCCUUGGUGAUUGUGUUGUUCCUGUCUGGAAUGGUGGCCAUGAUCAUGCUGCGCACUCUUCAUAAAGACAUUGCAAGAUACAAUCAGAUGGAUUCUGUGGAGGAUGCCCAGGAGGAGUUUGGCUGGAAGUUGGUCCAUGGAGACGUUUUCCGACCCCCCAGAAAGGGAAUGCUGUUAUCAGUUUUCCUCGGCUCUGGCACCCAAAUCUUCAUCAUGACUUUUGUCACCCUUUUCUUUGCCUGUCUUGGGUUCCUCUCGCCGGCUAACCGCGGGGCUCUUAUGACGUGUGCUGUUGUUCUCUGGGUUCUUCUGGGAACUCCUGCUGGAUUUGUGGCAGCUCGCCUCUACAAAUCUUUUGGAGGAGAGAAGUGGAAGACCAAUGUUCUGCUGACAGCUUUACUCUGUCCAGGGGUGGUGUUUGCAGAUUUCUUUGUGAUGAACUUGAUCCUGUGGGGUGAAGGAUCCUCUGCAGCCAUGCCUUUCGGCACUCUCGUAGCCAUAUUGGCUCUUUGGUUCUGUAUCUCAGUGCCGCUGACCUUUAUAGGAGCGUACUUUGGCUUCAAAAAGGCUGGUAUUGAACAUCCUGUACGGACAAAUCAGAUUCCUCGUCAAAUCCCAGAGCAGUCAUUCUACACUAAGCCCUUCCCUGGUAUCGUCAUGGGAGGAAUUCUGCCUUUUGGAUGCAUAUUUAUUCAGCUAUUCUUCAUACUAAACUCCAUCUGGUCCCAUCAGAUGUACUACAUGUUUGGCUUCCUUUUCCUUGUCUUCAUUAUUUUGGUCAUCACCUGCUCUGAGGCCACCAUCUUGCUUUGCUACUUCCACCUAUGUGCUGAGGACUACCAUUGGCAGUGGCGUUCCUUCCUGACUAGUGGAUUCACUGCUGCCUAUUUCCUUGUUUAUGCAAUUCACUACUUCUUCUCAAAGCUGCAAAUCACUGGACUGGCCAGCACCAUCCUGUACUUUGGAUACACAAUGAUCAUGGCUCUCAUCUUUUUCUUAUUCACUGGUACAAUUGGUUUCUUUGCCUGUUUCUGGUUUGUUACCAAGAUCUACAGUGUGGUCAAGGUGGACUGAAAGAUCCAGUAAACCCGCAGACCAUAGGGAUGGAUGGAGGACCCUCCCGGCCUUCAUGAGACUGGACUGGACUGAUGGACUUUGUAACCUGGACAUUCCCCCCCAUCUUUUUCUCUAGCACAGAGGUGUCUGUGCCUGCAUGUGCACACGUGUUUAUAAUAAUGUAAAUUAAAGCUCUACAUGCAGACAGUUUCACUGAAACCAACCCUGACUGUACAAGCCUUUUGUGGAUCCAUUUAAAGCUGGUUCACUUUACUCAACCUAGAGCUAACUCUAGCUCCGGUCCGGAGAUAGUCAUUAGCAUAUUUAAGUUUGUUUGAUCGUCUGUUCUCUUCUUGUUUGCAGGUGUUGUUUGAAACUGUGGUUUUAUAAAUAAAGCUGUGAGGGUCUGCUUCUUA